CCAUAGUUUCAAAGGUAUUUGCAGCGCUGGUUCCAAGUUCCAAACUUCCAACCAAAACUCCAAGUCGCAGGCUCGCCGCUAGCCAUCCAAGUUACCACCACCGCUGCAGUCCUAUUCCGACGAGUGGCAACCAAUACGUUUCUGAUUUGGGUUUGAGUAAUAAUCAACAAAACCUUCGCUUAAUUUCGGGUAGGUUGUUUUUGGAUUCUUCAGCGAUUUCCAUUUGCCAGAGAGGUAAUAGGUUUCCAAAUAAUAGCUAAUUAUUUAUAAAUUAUUACUGUAAAAUUUUACUCCUAAUUAUUUAAGAACACAUUUAGUUUUUACUCAAUUACAAAUUUUCUAUUACCUAGCUCAGUGUGUUACAUUUUUCAAAUUCUAUCCUUUCUAUUUAUACCUGCGGUAAGGGGAGAUGGAGUUGACACUAUCUUUGGCUUUGCUUCUAGUUAUAGUAGUGUGAAGUUUUUCAAUCCUAAUAUGCAUUAUGUUUAAGCUUUGAAAAUGAUAUUUCAUUUUUAUAAUUACCAGAACAGGUGCUUCUACACGAAUUGGGAUUAUCAUUGUUGAGAAAUGAUGUGGACGAAAAAGUUCAUGAGUUUUACCGCAUUAUCAAGAACCCUCUUUUACCAAUACCCAAUCCUUUCUCCAGUGUUAUCUAGAAUCCCAUUUAAUUUCUACUCUCAAAUUUCAAUUUCAUCAUCAUCAUCACCUUCUCCAACCCAUAUUAAAGAAGCCUCUCCUUCUAGAUUAUUUCUGUGCCAAAGGCUUCAUUUUCCAGGAGGAAAUAUAUGUUCACAGAGUGCAAAAUAUUUUUGUACUGUAUCUGCCAAGAAGCUGAAGUGUUGGAACUGUAAUUCUGAGGCUUCAAAAACCCACCCGUUUCUUGUUUGUGAAAUUUGUGCUAGCAUUCAACAUGUUGAUGAAACCAUUGAUUAUUUUCAAGUUUUUGGAUUGGAGAAAAAAUAUGAUAUAGAAUGCAAGAAUCUUGAGCACAAGUACAAAGACUGGCAGAGGAAGCUCCAUCCCGACUUGGUUCAUACAAAAUCUGAGAAAGAAAAGGAGUUUGCUGCUGAACAGUCUGCGCGUGUAAUUGAUGCGUAUCGCACACUAUCAAACUCAUUGUCAAGAGCAAAAUAUCUUGUGAAGCUGGAAGGUUGGUUUGUAGAUGAAGAAGAGCGUAUUUUGGAUCCAGAGUUACUUGCGGAGGUAGUUUUUUUACUAGACAUGGUUUUUUUAAUCAAUUUUUUGACCUCUUUGAACUGCAGAUUAUGGAGAUUAGGGAAACUAUUGAAGAAUCAGCUGACCCACAAGCGUUGAAACAUAUUAAGGAACAGGUACAAGAAAAGUACGAAGAGCGGGCAAGAGCUUUUGCUCUUGCUUUUGAGAAUAGAAAUGCAGAAGAAGCUCUUUCGUCUAUCCAGAAAAUGGCGUACUACAAGCGGGCAAUUGAAGAAAUUGUAAAAAAGCAAUGACAAUUGCCAAGAAAUGAUUUUCCAAAACAAUGAACCGAAUGACCUUUGAGUGUGUAGAUUGAAUGAAAAUGAGAAUCGAAU
Messenger RNA from Cuscuta campestris, 1550 nucleotides. The record is from the annotation of a GenBank genome assembly. NCBI's taxonomy places the organism in Eukaryota, Viridiplantae, Streptophyta, Magnoliopsida, Solanales, Convolvulaceae.